Messenger RNA from Hydractinia symbiolongicarpus, 2232 nucleotides. RefSeq names its product ribonuclease P protein subunit p21-like. The record is from RefSeq and is a predicted model, not a curated record. Gene Ontology annotation, cellular component: nucleolar ribonuclease P complex. Gene Ontology annotation, biological process: tRNA processing. NCBI's taxonomy places the organism in Eukaryota, Metazoa, Cnidaria, Hydrozoa, Anthoathecata, Hydractiniidae. The transcript has a single exon. The coding region runs from base 757 to 1221 and encodes 154 amino acids.
GAAAUUUUUUUGUUUUGCAACAAAUUUGUUUUUCCACUAUAGCAGUUUUUUAUUAAUUUCACUGAAGUUUUUUUAUUUUUUAUAUUAAUGUUUUUAUUGUUUGAUUUUAUCACAACUUCUUUGCCUUUUAUUUUUCUUUACCCAUGUAUGUAUUGGAAAGGUAUAUAGCAUUCAGAAUCCCUCACUGAUAUCAUUCCGACAUUUUAAAAAUAAUGGAAAACGCAUUUAUUAAUGGUUGAACAUAUACCUGAACCCAAGUGGUUGAACAUAAUGCAUGCCAUAGCGACACCAAUUUUGGUGUUGUUUGUUUUAGUCUGUGGCACUAUCUUAAAGCUCUUUGUUUUGUUGAGUCUCAAUUUUUUUGCAAAAUAUACAUAACAAAACAUAUUUCAUAUAUUCACAAGGAUGAAUGAACUUUUAUAAUAUAGCCCUGAAGUCUUUCAGGGUUCAAAUUAGGAAUAUAAACCCAGUUCGCAAAAAUUUGCAGCUGUGGUAAAGACAGCAUUUGAAUUCGCAAAUUGCGAAUUGCAACCACUUAUCCGAAGCCUGACUUCUUUUCUGUCUGCUUAUCAAUCAGUAUCAAGAUUUCCUGGUAAAGGGUGAGAAUAUAUUUAUAAUGCAUAUUCUAUUCUUAUUAACUGCUUUGUUACCCUCUAAAGGAUUUGAUGUUAAGUAUAACAUUUAAAUUAAAAUUGUGUUAAAUUAAAUCUUUGAAACAUAAUAUUCUCCUUUUAACAUGGCUAUAUUUUAGUACAAAUGAAUAUGCAAUGUAUGCCGGAUGAAAACUCUACUGAAACAAAACCACAGCAUGCUACUGCCCAGCCUGGUAAAGCAAAGAAUAUGCAGCUCAAAGGAAGAGAUGGUUAUGAACGUAUGAACUACUUAUACCAGAGUGCUUUGCACAUUCUAAGAAAUCAACCAGAAAAUGUAGAGCUGGUUCGCUAUUAUAUGAGAACUUUGCGUAAAAUAAAAGAAAGGAAAGUUUUGAGAUGGUCACGUGAAAUGAAGAGGAGUAUUUGUAACGGUUGUAAUAUGCUGCUUGUUGCCGGAAUUACAGCACAGAUUCGUAUUCGAAACAAUAGGAGGCUCGUCAUGACAUGUCUGAGUUGCAAUGCUGUAUUACGCGCAAACACAUCUAAACAAAGUAGUAAAAUUAGUGCAAAGAAAAAACAUAAAACGAGAAAGAAAAAUGGAGAUAAGGUCAAAGAUGGUAAAAAAUAGAUAUACCCAAUACUAUUUUCACAUCUUCUGAUACAAGAAGAUCAUGCAUGAUGACUUUAACACAAAACAAUAUUAACAUUUGGUUUUUGUGAGCAAGAGAUUUUUUACUCUUGCUAGACAAUCAAUGUAAUGUCAGUUUCUGUUGUCCAGUAGAUGGAUGUGAAGGAUGCUGUAUUAGGAUGGCCCUUUUAAAUUGUUAUUGACCUGGGAAGUUUUGGAAAAGUUUGUCAGAAAGCGAUAACACAAAAUGCAUUUUGAUGCUUUAUUAGAGAUGAAAGGCUGUUGUGGAGUGCCAUUUUUACCAAAGUUUGUAAUGCUAUUGUAUAUAGCAGGUUAUUAGGUAUACGUAAAGCUCUUUUAAGCUAUUCAAGACACUCUAUUAUCAUCCAUAUAUAUUUUUCUGUUUUUGAAAAUUUACAACCAGACAUUUUUGAAACACACUCAGUCUUUAAAAACCGACUUCUUUUACAAAACUACAUCACUUCCAACUCUCAUUCACUGUUCUUUUAAAUCUUGCUAGAUAUAUGCAAAACUGAUCUUUGCCAUAGUAUCCAUUUUUGAUUUAUAAAAAUGCUAUUUUUUGACUUAAACUUUUGUUUUUUGAAGGAAAUAUCUAGAGAUUUCUUUAAUAAAAUAAAACAAAGAAAGAUAAACACGUUGGUUUUGGGAAAGUAGCACCCUUCCUUACAGAGCUUAUCUAGUUUUGUGAAGAGAUUUUAAAUUUGUGAAUAAAAAACACUACAAAAAGCUGUUUUAAAAUAAUUCAUGAUUAGGGUAAAACUUUAACACCUUUGAGGCAAUGAAUAUUCAGAAUUAAGUUUUAUUAUUCCUAAAUACGUGAUUCAGUAUACCAUGGGAAUCUAACCAAAAUUAUUUUUAAGACUGCAAGAAGUGAUUUUUUUUGGAAAGAAAGGAAAAUAAACUCUUCUGAACAAGAUUCUGAUCAUUGCAUCAAUUUAUUUUUUUCACUUUUCUUAGUAUUUUUUGAGUUAGUAGUUAAAAGUAAAUUUG